Penicillium argentinense is the source of this 399-nucleotide messenger RNA. Its product is annotated as putative extracellular serine-rich protein. The transcript has a single exon. The coding region runs from base 1 to 399 and encodes 132 amino acids. Lineage: Eukaryota; Fungi; Ascomycota; Eurotiomycetes; Eurotiales; Aspergillaceae. The record is from RefSeq and is a predicted model, not a curated record.
AUGUACUUCACCAAGACUCUCAUCCUGCUCGCGUCGGCCCUGGCCCCCGUCGCAUUUGCCGCUGAGGCUGCCUCACCCGCUGCCGUGACCCAGACUCUGACUCUGGUGCCGUCGGGCUACACGCCCCCGACAACCACCCCGACGCCGACUUCGACUCCGAGCUCGACCCCCAUGCGCACCAGCACUCCUCUGUCGUCGAGCGCCUCGUUCACCCGCACUCCCAUCUCAUCCACUCCUCUGGUCAAGGCCACCACCGUGGCCGCCGUCAAGCCCAACACUCAGACUACCGGUGCUGCUCCCGCCGCGAGCUCGAACCCGUCCAGCGGCGCCGCGUCGCUCCAGCUUCCUGGCGCCAUGGCCGCUGGUGCUCUGGCUGUUGCCGGUCUCCUGGUGGUUUAA